Cetraspora pellucida is the source of this 395-nucleotide messenger RNA. NCBI's taxonomy places the organism in Eukaryota, Fungi, Glomeromycota, Glomeromycetes, Diversisporales, Gigasporaceae. The record is from the annotation of a GenBank genome assembly.
CUGAGUUUAAUCUAAAUUCAGAAGAAUCUCUGCAAGCCUAUCAAGAUUAUGAGAAUAAUUUAGAAAAUUAUAGUAACUUUGAUAAUAAUUUAGAAGUAGAUAAAUUUGGAAGUAGGUUCGAAUUAGAGGAUAGUUUAGAGCAUAAAAACGAAUUAAUAUAUAAAUUGAAAAGUAGAGAUGAAUUAGAAGAUUGUGAUGAAUCAGUGAAUAGCUUGAAAAGCAGAAAUAAAUUUGAUGAUGGUAAUGAAUUGAUGAAUAGUCUGAAAAGUGAAAAUGAAGUUGAGAACAAUGAUGAAUUAGUGAAUAGUUUGGAAAGUAAAAAUAAAUUUAAGAACAAUAUUGAAUUAAAGAAUAGUUUAUGGAGUAGAAAUAAAUUUGAGGACAAUGAUGAAUGA